Pangasianodon hypophthalmus (striped catfish) is the source of this 1550-nucleotide messenger RNA. RefSeq names its product phosphatidylinositol glycan anchor biosynthesis, class L (gene pigl). Bases 210 to 1091 code for a protein of 293 amino acids. Gene Ontology annotation, molecular function: N-acetylglucosaminylphosphatidylinositol deacetylase activity. Gene Ontology annotation, cellular component: endoplasmic reticulum. Lineage: Eukaryota; Metazoa; Chordata; Actinopteri; Siluriformes; Pangasiidae. Gene Ontology annotation, biological process: GPI anchor biosynthetic process. The transcript has 7 exons. The record is from RefSeq and is a predicted model, not a curated record.
CCACGUUUCAAAUAACCCCAAAUUACCUGUGCAUACAACUCUAAUGCAUAUUUAAUCAUUUUCUGUUUAUUUGUAUCGAACACUAAGAGUAUUAUGAUCAUAUGCAUUUAUUUUUUUCGCAUCCUUCUUUUCGCAGAACGAAGAAAAUUCAGAGGAACCUUCAGUAAGCGUGCGUUGUUCUACCCGGAUUAUUUUGUGAGACGAGAGACAUGUUUGUUUUGCUUUCUGUCGCUCUGUGUUUCCUUGGUUACCUUAUGUGUAUAAAACUGAUAUAUAAUAGGUUUAAUAAGCUAUGGCCGUCGUCACGGAAUAACAUUUUACGUUCUUCGAGUCGCGCUAAAGAUGUAAACUCUCUGCUGUCACGUGAUCCGCCUGGUUUGCCGUGUAGGACUUGUGAAACUGACGCGCGCGCGCUCGAUGGUGUGCGGGUUCUGCUCGUCACCGCGCAUCCUGAUGACGAAUGCAUGUUUUUUGCGCCAGCGGUUUUAAAACUGUCCGAAUCAAAUGCAGCUGUUUACUUGCUGUGCUUGUCAUCAGGGAAUUACUACAAUCAAGGGGCCCAGCGUAAAGAGGAACUGCUUGGCAGCUGUGCUGUUUUGGGAAUUCCAGCUCACAGAGUCACUGUUAUUGACAACAAAGAGUUGCAGGAUGACCCAAAGACUGAGUGGAGCAUCGCGCUGACCGCAUCACUGAUCCUUAAACACAUCACAACUUAUUCCAUUAACCUGGUGCUGACAUUUGAUGAGGGAGGAGUGAGCGGGCACGCCAAUCACAUCGCCAUCUACAAAGCACUCAGUCAUCUAGCAUUUGUUGGAAGAAUACCAGAAGAUUGCCAGGUUCUCUCCCUCCAUACGAUUAGCAUCCUCAGGAAGUAUCUGUCUAUCUUUGAGCUGCCAAUCAGCUGGCUCUUACCCUCGUCUUUCUGCUGCAUCAUAGGACCAAACGAAUACAAAAAAGCUAAGGAGGCCAUGUUGCGUCACCGCUCCCAGCUCCUCUGGUUCAGACGUCUCUACAUUCUGUUCUCACGCUACAUGUUCGUCAACACCUUCCGAGCCGUGCCCGUGGAGAAAAAGGAUCUGAAGUUCUACUAGAAGGAAUGAUCUCUAAUGAAAGUACACUGUGACUGUCCAAACUAAAGCACUGAUUUUUUUUCACAAUUUUUUACAAUUUCAUCCUUCAUCAAUGCCCUGCACACACAAAAAUCAAUUUACUGAAAUUCUGCUUUAUUUAAAAAAAUGUUUAAAAAUGUUUACAGCUGUUACAUGUUCUGUGUUUUCUUACACUACUACUUUAAUACCACUUUCACACUCCACAGUUCAGUUAUUCUUGGACUUUAAAUACCUUCAAAACUACAUAACCUGUUCAAGUGGAACAUUAUUUAAACAUUUCAUUCCAUCUUACGUGGAAUGUUUGCUAAAACCAUAUAUACAGCCAAACAUGCAGUGUGAAAGCAGCUUAAGACUUUGUUCUGUUUUUAAUCUGCUGUGCACAAGAGUAAGACUGUGUACUGUACCAAAUAACUUUGUAUACCUGAAUACACUUUGUAAAUA